AUGCAGACCAAAAGAACAAACGGCCGCGGCCGGAGCCGUGCCGCCGGAAAGAUGACCCAGCCGGCCGCUGACGCCGACUCCUCCUCCGACCGCACCGACACCGACACCGGUAAUGACGUCGAGGAGAUCAUCGACGCGCUGUACGGGAAGCGGACUUCGGUUACCACGCGGAAGGCCGCGCUAGCUGCUCUCAUCCACGCCAUGGAGGGCUUCAUGCCUGCCCAUGACAUCGAGCACGCGCGCGAGGACAUCCUCUCCCGGUGCAUCAUCUCCAUCAGGAAGGGCUCCACCAAGGAGGCCUGCCUGGCGAUCCGCGCCGCCGCCCUGCUCGCCGUCACCCUCGACGCCGAGGGGCAGGACAUAAUGUCCGAGCUGCAUCCGCUGCUCACCCGGAUCCUUGAACUUUCCUCCAAGCCCGACGCGUCGGAGGCAAAGGUGAUCGCCGCGCUCGACUGCCUCGCCGUCGUCACCUUCACCAGCGCAGAGGCACUCGACGAGACGGAGGCGUCUCUGAAGGUCAUGUGGGGUCUGAUCCACCCACAGUCGGGUCCCAAAUUGGCCGGAACGGCGAGGAAGGCCAGCGCUCAGGAGCUGGCCACGGCCGUUUCCGCAUGGACGUUCGUCCUCACCAGAGUCACUGCCACCGCCGCUGGCGGAAGGAAGGUGAAUCCCAUGGAGUUUCUCGCCACGCUUCUCUACGCCGAGGACCGCGCCGUACGGAUAGCCGCCGGUGAGGCACUCGCCGUGUGCGUGGAGCUCAAACUGCUGCCGGCCAAGAAGGGCCACCUAUUCAGCGACAUGGUGGCGAGAAUGUCCGACCUCGCCAUAGAAGCUGCCGGAACAGGCGUGGACAAGAAGGGUUUCCUCGAGCAAAAACACCUGUUCAAGCAGCUCUGGGCGUUCAUGGUGCACGACGAGCGCCCGGAGAGGACCGUGCGGACGUCGUCGAGCCAGCGCGGACUCCUGAAGGUGUCCACGUGGUCGGACGUGGUCCGGCUCAAGUUCCUGAGGCGGGUCCUGGGUCCCGGCUUUCUGCACCACCUCCAGGGCCACGGGUUCAUGCGCGAGGUGUUCGACGUCAGGGACGAAGAGAUCGCCGGCAAGCUGUCGGCCGGCGGCCCUGUGGAAUCCGGACUUGAUGAAGCAGGACCCUCGCAUGGCGCGCGAGCUGAUGUGCGAGUCCAUGGAGCAGAAGAACCGGAAGGAGGAGAGGAAGAUUUGGGGCGGGUUGGAGAAACGCAGGACUCUGAGUAUCAAGAAGGAUCGGCGUAUAGCAAACGAGGUCAGGUACGGCGGCGUCGGAGACAUCAUGGCAAAACUUAG
This is a messenger RNA of Lolium perenne, 1323 nucleotides long. RefSeq lists its product as uncharacterized. Lineage: Eukaryota; Viridiplantae; Streptophyta; Magnoliopsida; Poales; Poaceae. The record is from RefSeq and is a predicted model, not a curated record.